AUGUCAACGUUUGAGAGCCUGAAGGAGUUCGCCGAGCAGCGGCUAGCUGCGGCGGUCGAUGAAAUAUUUGAAUAUUUUGAGAAAACAGUAACUGAAUAUGACGAAGAAUUGGACUGUUAUUGCAGGUUGUUGGAUAUUAUUUUACAACCUCAAAUAAUUCUUCGAAGAGCAGAUGUCCGUUUGCUGACUGACAGUGCUGAGGUUCCCCCUGAGCAGCAGGAGAUGAGCUCCAGUCUGGACCAGGAAUCCCCAAGAAUUAAAGAGGAACAUGAGGAGGUCUGGAGGAGUCAGGAGGAAGAGCAUUUACAAGGACUGGAGAAAGCUGAUGUCACUCUCAUCUGUGUGAAAAGUGAAGAUGAUGAAGAGAAACCUGAGUUUUCGCAGCUCCAUCAAAGCCAAAUUGUGGAGCACAGAGAGGUGGAGGCUCCAGCCAGCUUCCCAACUAAACACAUGAAAGCCGAAGUGAAUGAAGAGGACAGCGGAAUAUCAGAACCAGCCUGUGAUGUACAAGCAGUUAGUACUGACAGCAGUUUAGACAUUUAUGAAGCAGAGACUGAAGAUAGGAAUGAUUUGAACAGAUUGAAUGCUGGUAAACUGCAUAAGCCUUUCAGCUGUUUAUUUUGUGAGAAACGUUUUGUCAGUAAACUGGAUUUGGUGAUACAUGCAAGAGGUCACACAAGGGGAAAACCAUUUAGGUGUUCAAAUUGUGCUAAAUGUUUUAGCUACCGCACAGCUCUUAAACGACAUAUGAUGCUCCACACGGGAGAAAAACCUUUCACUGGCAGAGUGUGUGACCGAAGACUCAUCCGGAAGUCACAAAUCAAAACACAAAAGUCUGUUAUUCAGAGUUCCUGCAAGAGAUAA
Scomber japonicus (chub mackerel) is the source of this 864-nucleotide messenger RNA. RefSeq names its product zinc finger and SCAN domain-containing protein 12-like. NCBI's taxonomy places the organism in Eukaryota, Metazoa, Chordata, Actinopteri, Scombriformes, Scombridae. The coding region runs from base 1 to 864 and encodes 287 amino acids. The transcript is spliced from 2 exons. The record is from RefSeq and is a predicted model, not a curated record.